Messenger RNA from Phytophthora sojae, 594 nucleotides. RefSeq lists its product as hypothetical. Bases 1 to 594 code for a protein of 197 amino acids. Lineage: Eukaryota; Oomycota; Peronosporomycetes; Peronosporales; Peronosporaceae. The transcript has a single exon. The record is from RefSeq and is a predicted model, not a curated record.
AUGGGCCUUGCCUACAUGUACAUGUACAGUAUUACAUUGCGAUUUCUUAGGGCGGGGGGCGAUGACGAAGAUGAGCGCGCGUUCGGUAUUCCAAGCAUGUCCACGAUCACGGAGACGGCCAUGAAGAUCCCGGGCGCGUCGACGGUUGCGGGGAUGGCCAAAACUCUGCCGGGUGCGUCAAUGGUGGGGGAUUUGGCCCAGAAGAUGCAGUAUCAGUACUGGCUGAAGAUGAACAAGACACCGGACGAAGUGAAGACGAUUCUGGGGCUCGACAACUUCGGGGCGAAGAUUCUCGAUAACCCCAACCUGGACGUGUGGAUCCGAUUCGCUAUCGCGUACAACAAACGCAAUAAUCUCCCAGAAUCGAAAAUCAUCUCCGACUUACUCAAGAUGAUGCCCGCUGACAGAGUGAUGAAGCUGCCCGAGAAACUUCCUGUCUCUGCGAAGACGAUCGACAACGUGGAGAACUACGUUUGGCUCUACAUGAACAAGACUCCGAGUGAUGUUUACAAGCUGCUGGGGCUUGAUCGUCUCGGAAAAGAGAUUCUUGACAGUCCGGGCCUAUACGUUUGGAUUCGAUACAAGCGGAUCUAA